Bacidia gigantensis is the source of this 2046-nucleotide messenger RNA. RefSeq lists its product as uncharacterized. Bases 1 to 2046 code for a protein of 681 amino acids. The transcript is spliced from 2 exons. Gene Ontology annotation, cellular component: intracellular anatomical structure; catalytic step 2 spliceosome. NCBI's taxonomy places the organism in Eukaryota, Fungi, Ascomycota, Lecanoromycetes, Lecanorales, Ramalinaceae. The record is from RefSeq and is a predicted model, not a curated record. Gene Ontology annotation, molecular function: ATP binding; RNA binding.
AUGGCAGCGGAUUUUGACCUUUCAUCCUCGUUCAUCCCAGCAUUGCACAAGCCAUCUUCUCUUCUUCCAAUAGCGCGCCAUCGUAAGAACAUUCUGUAUUUGAUAGAUACCUUCCCUGUCACCAUAAUUGUUGGGCAGACCGGAAGCGGAAAGACAACCCAGGUUCCUCAAUUUUUAAAUCAAGCACGAUGGACUGCAGACGGGAAAGUGAUCGGGGUCACCCAACCUCGCCGUGUCGCUGCAACAACAGUCGCCGCUCGAGUAGCGGAGGAAGUUGGCUGCAAGCUUGGUGAAGAAGUAGGCUACUCGAUCAGAUUCGAGGACCUCACUAGUGUCAAGACCCAUAUCAAAUUCGUGACCGAUGGUUUAUUAUUACGCGAGGCCUUGGCUGAUCCUCUCCUAUCCAAGUACUCUGUUGUGAUGGUAGAUGAGGCGCAUGAACGAUCGCUGAGUUCUGAUAUUCUGCUUGGCGUCUUGAAGAAGAUCCGGAAGAAGAGGCCAGACUUACGCAUUGUUGUCAGUAGUGCUACGUUACAAGCUGAGGGUAUCCUCAACUUUUUCUCGAGCAAAACGCACGCCAUAGAUGGAAGCGACACACAGCUAGCCAUUGGCAGAAUAAUCAGUCUUGAAGGACGAAUGUAUCCCGUCGACAUUCACUACCUCAGAGACCCAGCAGAAGACUACUUAGAAGAAGUCGUCAAGACAGUGUUCGAGAUUCACUCCAGCGAGCCAGAAGGCGACAUUCUCGCCUUCCUGACCGGCCGUGAAGAAAUCGACGUCGCCCUCAAGAUGAUCACUGACCGUUCUCUCGCUCUCCACCCAAAAGCCCCGUCUGUCCUGGCUCUUCCACUCUACGCUGGGCUCACAAGCGAGCAACAGCUUUCCGUCUUCGACCUUGCCCCGGAGAACACCCGCAAGGUGAUUGUCUCGACAAACAUUGCUGAAGCUUCCGUGACCAUAGACGGCAUAAUCUAUGUAAUUGAUUGCGGCUUCGUGAAACUUCGUGCCUACAAUCCUCUCACAGGGAUUGAAACGCUGACUCCCACCCCAGUCUCAAAAGCUUCAGCGAUCCAAAGAGCGGGACGCGCUGGCCGCACAAAGCCGGGAAAAUGCUACCGUCUCUAUACCGAAAGGGCUUACGACGCGCUCACUGAAGCCACGGUGCCCGAAAUCCAGCGCUCAAACCUGGCGCCUGUGAUUUUGCAGCUGAAAGCUCUGGGUAUUGACAACAUUCUCCGCUUCGAUUUCCUUACUCCGCCGCCAGCGGAACUUGUCACUCGCGCACUCGAGCUCUUGUAUUCUCUCGGCGCUCUCGAUGAUUACGCCAAGCUCACUCGGCCAAUAGGUAUCCGGAUGGCUGAACUAGCGGUUGAGCCGAUGAUGGCGAAAGUCCUGCUGGAAGCACCAAGCAUGGGCUGUUUGAGCGAGAUCCUCUCCAUAGCCGCGAUGACCAGUCUGCAAGGCUCGGUAUGGUUCGAAGGUAGCGAUGGACGGAAAGGGCAGGAAACGAGUAGGAGGAAAUUUGCGGCUGAAGAGGGCGAUCACUUAACAUUGUUGAAUGUCUAUGAGACGUUUAUUACGAAAGGAAGGAAGGAGAGCCGAUGGUGCAGGGAGAAUCAUCUAAACUUCAAGAGCAUGACAAGGGCUGUCAGUGUGAGGAACCAAUUAAGACGGUAUCUGGAGCGGCUGGGUGUACAAGUGGAGGAGUCACUGGCCCCUGGACAGAAGCAGAAAGUGGACGGCAAUGAUCGAGCGGUCCGAAUUAGGAGAUGCUUGACCACGGGAUACUUCGUGCAUGCGGCGAGAAUGCAACCGGACGGGACUUUCAAGACCGUGAAUGAGAGUGUGACAUUGCAUGCGCAUCCAAGCUCGCUCAUGUUUAAUCGAAAGGCGGACUGGGUAAUUUUCCAUGAGCUUAUGGAGACGGGGGAGAAGACCUUUAUCAGGGAUGUCACCAAGAUUGAGAAGAAUUGGCUGUUGGAGGGGGGUAGCGGGGAGUACUAUCAAUUAAAAGAUGGAAGCAGGUCAAAGACAGCCGGUGUGUAA